AUGUUUAACAAGGAAAGAAAAAGAAAAUAUAAACAAAAUAGCAGCAAUAAUCAACCGAGUGAUAAUAAUAAUAAUAAUAGUAACAAAUUACACAAAAUUAUGAAUAUUAAUAAAGAAAUUGAUAAGAAUAAAACUAAUACAGGGAUGAAUAGAAUGAACCAUACUACUGCUACUGCAACAGCUUCCAAAACUCUUUAUAAGACAACAUUUCAGAAGAAAAUAGUUAAUAAUUAUAACAAAAACAAAAGCACUCCUAUAAAUACCAAAAAUCUGGUUAAAAAUACUCUGUACCAUAAUAAUAACAACAAUAAUAGUAAUAAUAAUAGUAAUAAUAAUAGCAAUAAUAAUAGCAAUAAUAUUUAUAAUAAUAUUUAUAAUUCAAAUUCAAGUACACGUACUUAUGAUAAUGGUGCAAAAUUACUAAAAAACAUUUAUUUGCAACAAAACAUAUUGUAUAAUAAAUCAACCAGGUUACAAGAACGAUCUAAAUCGAAAUAUGAAUUCGACCAAAAACGUUUUAACUAUUUUAAGGAUUAUAUUCAACGUUUAGGAACCAAGUUUGAUAUAAUUAACAAAAAGUCUACUAUUGAUCUAACUUUAGCCGUUGAACAAUUUAAUGAGAAAUAUAUCAGGGAAAAUGGCUGCAUUCCAAUUAACCCAGACAAACCUAAAAUACAAGUCAAAAAAACUAUUUCUUCAGGCGCAGAAAAGGAUAACAGUAAAAAUAAAACGGCAACAACCAAAAAAGACCAACCUCAUAUUGUGGAUCCACAACUUUUAAUAGAUUUUAAACUAAAAAUGGAAACAUAUAAAAAGUUGCAUGCAAAAAGAUUGAAGUACGAUAGAUUGUUAAAUGAAAUAACACAAAACCAUAUCCCAAAAGUAUAUUCCACUUCUAAAAGCUCAAAUUUCCAAUACUUAACCAAUUGUAUUGGUGCGAUACAUUUAAACAAUACAAUAUGCUUUAGUUUAGAUGUAGAAGCCUAUGAAUUUAAAAAUAAUACAUUGACAGAAAUAGGGAUAUCUAUUUAUGAUCCAAGGAUACAAAGUACUUAUGGACAAAGUGUAAUUUUGGAAAACUAUCAUAUUAUAAUCAAGGAAUCUUUGCAUUUAAGGAAUCAUAAAUAUGUUUCUUGUUUUAAAGACUGUUAUACUGUAGGUGAGAGUUGUGUUUUAUCUCUACAAAAUGCCGUUGAUUUAAUACAAAGUUUAAUAAACUAUUACUUAAAACCGGUUACUGAUGAGGAUAAAACUUGGAAUAGGGCCCUGGUUGGUCACAAUGUUAAGGGUGAUUUGAAAUGGUUGAAAAACUUAAAGAUUGAAUUCCCAGAUAAUUUGGAUUAUCAGUUAACCUCACUAGUCUUUUCCAAUGACGAAAACAAAAUUAUAACUAGCGAUAAAACUUUAGUUCUAGAUACUGAGACCUUAUAUUCUCAUUUUUAUGGUAAAAGUCAUUGCAGUUUGGGCAAAAUUUUGAGGCUCUUAAAUUUGCCACAUGCCUAUUUACAUAAUGCUGGUAAUGAUGCAUAUUACACUUUAAAUUUAUUACUGCAUUUAACCGAUAUAGAUUUCAGAAAAUAUAAAAAUUUAGAUGAUAUUGAAUAUGUUCAAAGAUCAAUUGUUGCACUAUAUAAGAGGCUAAAUCAGGAGGAAAAAAUUAUACCAAUGGUUUACGAGACUCUAUUAGAUGAAAAGAGACAUGACAAUAAUAGUAACAAUGGUAGUUUUGGUGCCAGUAACAACAGUACUAAUAAUAAUGGGUUUUCAACAACAAAAAAUAUUUCUCAAACAGAAUUUGGUGGUAUAAAGUUUUAUAACUCUUUUGCAGAAGUAUUUGAAAGCAAGUUAGCUUUAAAUUUUAAUACAAAAGAUGGAAAAUAA
Saccharomycodes ludwigii is the source of this 1881-nucleotide messenger RNA. RefSeq lists its product as uncharacterized. The transcript has a single exon. Gene Ontology annotation, molecular function: nucleic acid binding. NCBI's taxonomy places the organism in Eukaryota, Fungi, Ascomycota, Saccharomycetes, Saccharomycodales, Saccharomycodaceae. The record is from RefSeq and is a predicted model, not a curated record. Gene Ontology annotation, cellular component: nucleus. The coding region runs from base 1 to 1881 and encodes 626 amino acids.